Molecule: messenger RNA, 288 nt
Organism: Chironomus riparius
Lineage: Eukaryota; Metazoa; Arthropoda; Insecta; Diptera; Chironomidae
Source: the annotation of a GenBank genome assembly
AUGGCUAAGCAAAUUGAGACAAAACUUGAGCGAAUUGAGACAAAUUUUGAGCGAAUUGAGACAAGUAUUAAGCGAAUUGAGACAAAAGUUGAGCGAAUUGAGACAAAAUUAGAGCGAAUUAAGACAAAACUUGAGCGAAUUGACACAAAAGUUGAUCGAAUUGAGACAACAUUAAAGCAAAUUGAGACAAAAUUAGAGCGAAUUGAGACAAAAUUAGAGCGAAUUGAGACAAAAUUAGAGCAAAUUGAGACAAAAUUUGAGCGAAUUGAGAAAAAAGAUAAAACAUAA